GGUCACACGGCGUUUAGUACGCGUCUGACUGCGCUGGAAGAUGACGCUACGUCGGUCCGACAUCUCAACAAUGUCACUAGAAAAAAGAGUACUCACAGAAAUCAUUCAUCUGUACAGAGAAUUCCCAUGCUUAUGGGACAACAGACAGGUUCUGUAUUCCAACAAAGAAGCAAGAGAACAGGCGUACGAAGUAUUACUUGAAAAGUACAGAGUAUUGCAAGAAGACGCGACAAUACUUGACCUCAAAAAGAGAAUUGAAAAUAUGCGUUGCUGUUACAGAAGAGAACACAAAAAGGUGCUAUUGUCUCGAGUAAAUGGCGACGACCCUGAACAUUUACCUCAACUUUGGUACUAUGAAUUAAUGUUCUUCUUGAAUGACGUCAUGGACUUCAGCAGACUCGAAUCAAUACCACGAGAAAACAGUGAUGAAACGUUAAAACUUGAAUUCGACGAUUCGCCGCCUAAAAUACGUGUGAAGAAGAGAAAAGCGAUCAGUAUGUCGACGAUCUAUUUGCCAGAACAACAAGAUAGCGACGAGGACGUGGAUCACGCGGACAGCGACGUGAUGCCGCUCAACCCAGAUAACAACCACAACUCGCUCACCACACUAAAUGUCAACGGAGUCACCGAGUCAGAAGCAUUCGGCACAACCGUCGGCCUUCAAUUGAAAGAACUCGACCCCAUGCAAAGAGUUAUAUCCGAAAAACUAAUCUCGGACAUAAUAUUCAACGCGAGAUUAAACAGACUAUCCUUAAGUUCUAACGUAAAUAUCUAGUACUUAAUUUAUAUUUUUGUCUACUGAUUGAGUACAUAUAUUUUGUAAUAAAUAAAAUUUCUUUUAUUAAA
This is a messenger RNA of Pectinophora gossypiella (pink bollworm), 846 nucleotides long. RefSeq lists its product as uncharacterized. The record is from RefSeq and is a predicted model, not a curated record. The transcript is spliced from 3 exons. Bases 41 to 775 code for a protein of 244 amino acids. Lineage: Eukaryota; Metazoa; Arthropoda; Insecta; Lepidoptera; Gelechiidae.